Messenger RNA from Austrofundulus limnaeus, 14299 nucleotides. It is a transcript of the gene pleca, whose product is annotated as plectin a. NCBI's taxonomy places the organism in Eukaryota, Metazoa, Chordata, Actinopteri, Cyprinodontiformes, Rivulidae. Gene Ontology annotation, biological process: hemidesmosome assembly; intermediate filament cytoskeleton organization; wound healing. The record is from RefSeq and is a predicted model, not a curated record. Gene Ontology annotation, cellular component: intermediate filament; sarcolemma; cytoplasm. Gene Ontology annotation, molecular function: structural constituent of muscle; structural constituent of cytoskeleton; cadherin binding.
UUUCUCCUCUCAGUGAUGGGGACCAGCUCCAGACCCAAAGCUCCGGCUCAGAGGAAGAAGAAGCAGAAAGAGAAGCCGCCCGCUCCGCCUCAGGCAGAACCUGCAGUCGUCAGACAGRAAGUUCCGAGUUCUGCAGCGAGGAAGAGGAGGAGGAAGAGGGGGCCUCUUAAAGCCGAGACCCACACCCCGAGUCCAGAGGAGGCCCAGAAGAGGAUGGAGGAGGUCCAGGAGCGGUCCAGGAGGAGGCCUCUGGUCCGGGCGGCGUCAGAGGACAGCACCGCAGACCUGGGUUCUGUGGGCUUGUCUCCGUCUCCGGGGGACACGCUUCCCUGGAACCUGCCCAAACAUCACCGCCUCAAACGCUCCAAGUCGGCCUCGGAGAACGUUCUGGACCCAGCAGACCGGGCCGUGAUCCGCAUCGCAGCCGAGGGAGAAAGGCCGGAUGCGUUUCCACAAGCUGCAGAACGUUCAGAUCGCUCUGGACUUCCUGAAACACCGACAGGUCAAACUGGUGAACAUCAGGAACGAUGACAUCGCAGAUGGAAACCCCAAACUGACCCUGGGUCUGAUCUGGACCAUCAUCCUGCACUUCCAGGGUGCGGUCCAGGUGGGUCAGGUGAAGGUUCCUCCAGGGUACCAUCCUCUGGACGUGGAGAAGGAGUGGGGCCGUCUGCACGUGGCCAUCCUGGAGCGGGAGCGUCUCCUCAGGACAGAGUUUGAGCGACUGGAGCGGCUCCAGAGGAUCGUCAGUAAGGUCCAGAUGGAGUCGGGUGUUUGUGAGGAGCAGCUGAACCAGGUGGAGACUCUGCUGCAGACGGGUGUGAGGAUGAUGGGUUCUGGGAGGCCGGCUCAGAACACAGCAGAGGUGGAGGCUGAUCUGGAGAAAGCAGAAGAGAUGAUCCGCUUCCUGUUCAACGACGUCCAGCUGCUGAAAGACGGGCGCCACCUGCAGGCGGAACAGAUGUACCGCAGAGUGUAUCGUCUCCACGAGAGGCUCGUCAACCUCCGCAGCGAGUACAACCUGCGCCUCAAGUCCGGCGUGACCGUCACACAGAUCCCCAUGACCCAGAUCCCCAUGAGCCAGAUCCCCAUGAGCCAGGUCCCCGUGACCCAGGUCRUGCAGCAGAGCUCGUCCAGAGCCCGGCCCGAGCUGGACGAGGUCACACUGCGCUACGUGCACGACCUGCUGGGCUGGGUGGAGGAGAACCAGCGGCGGGUGGACGAGGGCGAGUGGGGCUCUGACCUGCCCAACGUGGAGUCCCAGCUGGGCAGCCACCGAGGCCUGCACCAAUCCGUGGAGGAGUUCCGCUCCAAGAUCGAGAGGGCCAAGGCCGACGAGACUCAGAUCUCUCCGGCCAGUAAAGCUGCGUACCGAGACUACCUGGGCAGRCUGGAGCUGCAGUACGGGAAGCUGCUGAACGCCUCGAAGGCCCGGCUGCGCUCCCUGGUGGAGCUCCACGCCUUCGUCAGCGCCGCCACCAAAGAGCUGAUGUGGCUGAACGAGAAGGAGGAGGAGGAGGUCAACUACGACUGGAGCGAGCGCAACACCAACAUGGCCUCCAAGAAAGAAAGCUACUCGGGUCUGAUGAGGGAGCUGGAGCUCCGAGAGAAGAAGGUCAACACGGUUCAGACCACCGGAGACAAGCUGCUGAGAGACGGACAUCCUGCCAGGCAGACCAUCGAGUCCUUCACAGCUGCCCUGCAGACUCAGUGGAGCUGGAUCCUUCAGCUCUGCUGCUGCAUCGAAACCCACCUGAAGGAGAACACGGCCCACUUCCAGUUUUUCUCUGACGUGAAGGAGGCAGAGGAGAGGAUGAAGAAGAUGCAGGAYGUGAUGAAGAGGAAGUACACGUGUGACCGUUCUGUGACAGUGACCCGUCUGGAGGACCUGCUGCAGGACGCCGCUGAGGAGAAAGAGCAGCUGGCUGAGUUUAAAACUCACCUGGAGGGUCUGAAGCGAAGAGCUAAAACCAUCAUCCAGCUGAAACCACGAAACCCUGCGAGUCCCAUCAAAGGCAAACAGCCCAUCCAGGCCGUGUGUGACUUCAAACAGAUGGAGAUCACAGUCCACAGAGGGGACGAGUGUGCUCUGCUCAACAACUCGCAGCCUUUUAAGUGGAGGGUUCUGAACGAUAAAGGCAACGAGGCGUUGGUUCCGUCCAUCUGCUUCCUGGUUCCGCCCACAAAUAAGGACGCAGUGAACAGCGUCGCCGGGCUGGACGGGUACCUGCAGCGGCUGCAGAACAUGUGGCAGAACAUGUUUGUGGACCUGAAGAGCCUCCUGUCCUGGCAGUACCUGAUGAGAGACGUCCACAUCAUCAACUCCUGGAAUGUCACCAUGUUUAAGACUCUGAGGGUGGACGAGUACCGGCUGGCCCUCAGGAACCUGGAGCAGCACUACCAAGACUUCCUGAGGGACAGUCAGGACUCUCAGACGUUCGGGGCCGAGGACCGGAUGCAGGUGGAGUCCAACUACAACCGAGCCAACCAGCAGUACCAGACGAUGGUCAGCUCUGCAGAACAAGGCUUCGAGCCGCCCAGAUCAGGCUGAAAACCAUCGACGUGGUGAUCAGAAACACUAAAGAGGCUGAAGAGCGUCUGAAGAGCUACGAGACUCGUCUGCGGGACGUCAGUAAGGUUCCUGCUGAUGAGGAGGAGGUGGAGGAGCAGCGCUCUCAGCUGAAGUCGAUGCGAGCCGAAGCAGAGGCGGACCAGGCCACCUUUGACCGGCUGCAGGACGAGCUGCGGAGGGCGACCGCCGUCAGCGACAAGAUGGCGAGGAUCCACAGGGAGCGCGACGCCGAGCUGGACCACUACCAGCAGCUGGUGGGCGGGCUCGUGGAGCGCUGGCAGGCCGUGUUGGCUCAGAUGGACCUCAGGCUGCGGGAGCUGGAGCUGCUCAGCAGGAAGAUGAGGACCUACCAGGAGAACUACUCGUGGCUCAUCCGCUGGCUGGACGAGGCCCGGCAGAGGCAGGACAGGAUCCAGGCUGUCCCCAUCGGAGACGGGAAGGCUCUGCGGGACCAGCUGGCAGAGGAGAAGAAACUUCUGGAGGAAAUYGAGAAAAACAAGAAGGAAGUKGAGAGCUGCCAGAAAAACGCCAAAGCUUACAUCGAUUCUGUCAAGGACUACGAGCUCCUGAUCCUGACCUACAAAGCUCUGCAGGACCCCCUCGCCUCCCCCCUGAAGAAACCCCGCAUGGAGAGUGCCUCUGAUAACAUCAUCCAGGAGUACGUGACUCUGAGGACGCGCUACAGCGAGCUGAUGACCCUCAGCUCUCAGUACAUCAAGUUCAUCACUGAAGCACAGCGCCGCCUGGAGGACGAGGAGAAAGCUUCAGAGAAGCUGAAGGAAGAGGAGAGGAGGAGGCUGGCUGAGGUCCAGGCUGAGUUAGACCAGCAGAAGCAGCUGGCUGAAGCUCAGGCCCAGGCUGUGGCCAAAGUCCAACAAGAAGCUCUGCAGCUGAAGCUGAAGAUGAAGGAGGAGGCCAACAGGAGGCAGGACGUGGCCGCCGACUCCGAGAAGCAGAAACAGAACAUCCAACAGGAGCUGCAGCAUCUGAGGAGUCUGUCUGAGCAGGAGAUCACCUCCAAGAGCCAGCAGCUGGAGGAGGCGCUGCUCAGCAGGACCAAGAUCGAGGAGGAGAUCCACAUCAUCCGCCUGCAGCUGGAGACCACCGUCAAGCAGAAAGCCACGGCCGAAGGAGAGCUCCAGAAGCUCCGAGACCGGGCCUCCGAGGCCGAGAAGCUCCGGAAGGCUGCUCAGGACGAGGCCGAAAGGCUCCGCAAACAGGUGUCCGAGGAGGCACAGAGGAAGAGGAGCGCCGAGGACGAGCUGAAGCGUAAAUCUGACGCUGAGAAGGAGGCCGCCAGGCAGAAGCAGAAAGCCCUGGACGAGCUGCAGAAGUUCAAGAUGCAAGCUGAAGAAGCGGAGCGGCGCAUGAAGCAGGCCGAGGAGGAGAAGCUGAGGCAGAUCAGGGUGGUGGAGGAGGUGGCCCAGCAGACCGCCGCCUCCCAGCUGCAGAGCACAGCCUCCAUGUUCACAGAGAAGACCAGCGAGCUGGAGGAGUCCCUGAGGAGGCAACAAGGAGCCGUCCUGCAGCUGCAGGARGAGGCCGAGCACCUCCGCAGGCAGCAGGAGGAGGCGCACAGAGCCAGGCAGCAGGCAGAGCAGGAGCUGGAAACAUGGAGGCAGAAGGCCAACGAGGCGCUGCGCCUCCGGCUGCAGGCGGAGGAGGAGGCUCAGAGGAGGACYCAGGCUCAGGAGGACGCGGAGCGGCAGAAGCUGGAGGCAGAGCGAGAGGCUCAGAGCCGGGCCAAGGCUGCGGAGGCCGCGCUGCAGCAGAGGGACCACGCAGACACGCAGCUGCAGCAGCAGAGGCAGCUGGCAGAAGGCAUCGCUCAGCAGAAGCUGUCCGCAGAGCAGGACUGCAUCCGCCUGAAGGCCCGCUCCGAGCACGCCGAGCAGCAGAGGAGCCUGCUGGAGAGCGAGCUGCAGCGCCUGAAGAACGAGGCGGCGGCGGCCGAGGAGCAGAGGAGGCAGCUGGAGGAGGAGCUGACCAGGCUGCGAGGCGAGAUGGACGCUCUGCUGCAGGUGAAGCUCCAAACCGAGAAGGAGACGCUGUCGAAAACAGAGAAGAGUAAGCAGCUGCUGGAGGCCGAGGCGCUGAAGAUGAAGCAGCUGGCGGACGAAGCUGCUCGCCUCCGAUCUGUGGCCGAGGAGGCCAAGAAGCUUCGGCAGGAGGCGCAGGCCGAGGCGGCGCAGCAACGAGCCGAGGCCGAGCGGAUCCUGAAGGAGAAGCUGGCUGCCAUCGACGAGGCCACGCGAGUCAAAACCCAGGCGGAGAUCGCCCUGAAGGCUACAGAGGCCGAGAACGAGCGGCUGAAGAGGAGGGCGGAGGAGGAGGCCUAUCAGAGGAAGCUCCUGGAGGAGCAGGCUGCUCAGCACAAACAGGAGAUCACUGAGAAGGUCACCCAGCUGACGAGCUCCUCCCACUCAGAGCUGGAGAGGCAGAGGAGCAUCGUGGAGGACACGCUGAGGCAGAGGAGGCUGGUGGAGGAGGAGAUCCACAUCAUCAGGAUCAACUUUGAGAAAGCCUCCAAGGAGAAAACGGAGCUGGAGCUGGAGCUGACGAAGCUGAAGGAGCUCGCAGACGAGACGCAGAGGAGYAAACUGAAGGCUGAGGAGGAGGCCGAGAAGCUGAAGAAGCUGGCUGCAGAGGAGGAGAAGAAGAGGAGGGAGGCCGAGGAGAAGCUGAAGAGGAUGGCAGCAGCCGAGGAGGAGGCGGCUCGGCAGCAGAGAGCUGCUCAGGAGGAGGUGCAGCGCCUCAAACAGAGAGCUGAGGAGGCCAACAAGCAGAGGGCGCAGGCGGAGGAGCAGGUGGAGCGGCAGGUGCUCCUGGCCCAGCAGGCCGUGCAGAAAUGCAGCGCUGCAGAGCAGAGAGCUCAGAACGUCCUCAGCAAGAACCAGGAGGACGCCUCUGCUCAGGAGAAGAUGAAGGAGGAGUUUGAACAUGCCAAGCUGCUGGCUGAGACUGCAGAGGAGGCCAGGAGCAGGGCAGAGCAGGAGGCCGCCUCGCUCCGUCACAAAGCAGAGGAGGCGCAGAAACAGAAAGCAGCUGCAGAGGAGGAGGCAGCGAGGCAGGCCCGAGCUCUGAGCCACGCAGAGAAGCUGAGGAAGGAGGCAGAGGAGGAGGCCGCCCGCGGAGCUGCAGCCGAGCAGGAGGCGCUGAAGCUGAAGCAGCAGGCCGACGCAGACAUGGCCAAACACAAGGAGCAGGCAGAGGAGGCGCUGAAGCAGAGGUGUCAGGUGGAGCAGGAGCUGAAGCUCAUCAAGCUGCAGCUGGAGCAAAGCGACGAGCAGAAGGACGUCCUGAACGCUGAGCUGCACAGGCUCAAACAGGAAGCUGACGACGCCGUCAGGCAGAGGGCGCUGGUGGAGGAGGAGCUGGCAGGAGUCCGGGCCCARAUGGACCAGCUCCUCCAGAUCAAACUGAAGAUCGAGGAGGAGAACCGGCUCCUCAUGCAGAAGGACAAAGAUGGCACGCAGAAGCUGCUGCAGGAAGAGGCCGACAAGAUGAAGAACCUGGCGGCAGAAGCUGCUCGGCUCUCCGUGGAGGCUGAGGAGGCGGCGAGGCAGAGGCAGAGCGCCGAGGAGGAGCUGAGCCGGCAGCGAGCGCUGGCUGAGAACAUGCUGAAGGAGAAGAUGCAGGCCAUCCAGGAGGCCUCCAAGCUGAAGGCUGAAGCUGAGGAGCUGCAGAAACUCAAGGAGCAGGCUCAGCAGAAGGCCCAGCAGCUGCAGGAGGACAAACAGCAGAUCCAGCAGCGUCUCCAGAAGGAGACGGAGGACUUCCACAAGUCUCUGGACGCAGAGAAGAAGAGGCAGCAGCAGGUUGCAGCUGAGGCCGAGAAGCUGAAGCUCAGGGUGAAAGAGCUGAGCGAYGCUCAGGCCAAGGCUGAGGAGGAGGUCCAGAAGUUCAGGAAACAAGCUGACGAAGCUAAAACUCGUCUGCAGGACUCUGAGGAACAAGUGAGGCAGAGCGCGCUGCAGAAACUGGAGACUCAGAGGCUGCAGAGCAGCAGAGAGGCUGAUGAGUUGAAGAAAUCCAUCUGUGAGCUGGAGACAGAGAGAGAGAAGCUGAAGAAAGAAGCAGAGGAGCUUCAGAAAAACACCCAGCAGAUGGCCAGUGCCCAGCAGGAGCAGAUCGAGCAGCAGAAGGUCAUCCUGCAGCAGUCGUUCCUCACUGAGAAGGAGCUGUUGCUGAAAAGAGAAAAGGCUGUGGAAGAUGAGAAGAAGAAGCUGGAGAAGCAGUUCAAGGAGGAAGUGAAGAAGGCYAAAGCUCUUGAAGAUGAACAGGAGCGUCAGCGCGCUCUGAUGGAGGAGGAGAGGAAGAAGCUGCAGGCCAUCCUGGAGGAGGCUGUGAGGAAACAGAGGGAGGCCGAGGCGGAGGUGAAGAACAAGCAGAAGGAAAUGGAAGCUCUGGAGAAGAAGAAACCCGAACAGGAAAAACUCCUGGAAGAGGAGAACAAGAAGCUCAGGGAGAAACUGCAGACUCUCCAAGGUGCUCCUAAAGAAGGCGUGUCCAAAACGAAGGAGAUGGAAGUUCAAACAGAGAAGGUUCCUGAAGAGCAGCUGGUUAGCAUGGCAGCGGCGGGGACAACCAAGAAAGCGUUUAACGGCUCUGUGGAGGUGGACGCAUCGAAGAAGGAUGGAGAAGCUCGGUUAGCGUUCGAUGGAAUCAGAGAGAAAGUUCCUGCUGGAAGGCUUCACGACAUCGGAGUCCUGAGCAAGAAGGACAUGGACAAACUGAAGAAGGGCAAAGUCUCAGUCCAAGACCUGGAAAAGACCGACAAGGUCAGGUCGUGUCUCAAGGGCCAGAGCUGUGUGGGCGGGAUCUUAACUCCAUCCAGAGAGAAGAUGAGCAUUUAUCAGGCCAUGACGGAGAACAAGAUCACUCCCAGCUCUGCAGCCAUGCUCCUGGAGGCUCAGGCAGCCUCCGGCUUCAUCGUUGAUCCAAUAAACAACAAGCUUCUCUCUGUGGAUGAAGCUGUCAAGGAAGAACUAAUUGGUCCAGAGCUUCAUGACAAGAUGCUGUCUGCUGAACGAGCAGUCACUGGAUUUAAAGAUCCAUACACUGGAGCUAAAAUCUCCCUGUUCGAGGCCAUGAAGAAGGGUCUUAUUGACAAAGAACAAGCCACCAAGUUCCUGGAUGUACAGCUGGCGACCGGGGGCAUCGUUGACCCCAUCAACAGUCACAGGGUGCCCCUGCAGACUGCCUACAAGCAGGGUCAGUUUGAUGCAGACAUGAACAAGAAACUCAUCGAUCCCAGUGAUGACUGCAAGUCAUUCCUGGACCCCAGCACUCAGGAGCAACUCACCUACAAACAGUUAGUGGAGAAAUGCAGCAAAGAUCCAGAGAGCGGUCUGCUGAUGUUACCAGUGUCAGAGCAAGCUGCUCAGGGUGAGAGGACCUACACCGACGAAGAGACCAAAGAGUUGUUCAGUACAUCACACCUCCACGUCCCGUUUGGAAAGUUCAAAGGAAAAACCGUCACUAUUUGGGAGGUCAUAAACUCCGAGUAUUUUACUGAGGACCAGAGAAGAGAACUGAUCCGUCAGUACAAGUCUGGCAAGAUCACCGUGGAGAAGAUCAUCAAAAUUGUCAUCACUGUUGUGGAAGAUAAAGACAAGGACAGUGGAAGUGUGUUCAGUGGUUUGAGGGCUCCGGUCUCUGCCAGUGAACUGUUGGAGUCUAAGAUUAUAAACAAGGAUCUGUUCAACAAACUAAGUAACGGUAAGAUCUCGGUUCAAGAGGUUUCUGCCAUGGACCUGGUGAAGAAGGCUUUACAAGGAACACCCAGCAUUGCUGGACUGUUGAAUGAACCAACCAAGGAGAAAGUGCCUUUCUAUCAAGCCAUGAAAAAGGACCUGCUCUCUCCAGAGACAGCUGUGAAUCUCCUUGAAGCUCAAGCAGCGACAGGGUUUAUGAUCGAUCCAGUGAAAAAUGAGAGGAUGCCUGUUGAUGAAGCCGUUAAAGCGGGUCUCGUUGGUCCAGAGCUGCACGAACGCCUCCUGUCAGCAGAGAGAGCUGUCAGCGGCUUCAAAGAUCCGUACACCGGCAAAACUGUGUCUGUUUUUGAAGCCAUGGGCAAAGGCCUUGUAAAGAAAGAUCAGGGCAUCCGUCUGCUACAAGCACAACUUUCAACAGGUGGAGUUGUUGAUCCGAUUAAAAGCUACCGAGUCCCACAUGAGGUCGCCUGCAAGCGUGGAUAUUUUGAUGAAGAAACUGGUAAAACCUUGAACCAAAAYACAGAUGAGAUUAAAGUAUUUUAUGAUCCCAACUCACAGGAGGAUGCAACUUACUCACAGCUCAUGAAUAAAUGUGUCACAGACAAAGAAACUGGACUUCCACUGCUUCCCCUCUCAAAGAAGGCAAAAGAAGACAAACAGAUCACGGAGGUCAAAACAAAAGAAGCCCUGAGUGAAGCAACCAUGGAAAUGGAGCACGGCCCAUUCAAAGGGAGAAAAGUCCCAAUUUGGGAGAUCAUAAACUCUGAAUACAUCACAGAGGAACAAAGAAUAGAGCUGAUCCGUCAGUACCGGAUGGGACUGGUAACAAUUGAGAAGCUGAUAAAGAUUGUAAUAACGACAGUUGUUGAAAAGGAGGAUAAAACAAAGACAGAACCUUGUUUUGAAGGCCUCCGAGCACCGGUCCCUGCCAGCUCGCUGCUUGAUUCCGGCAUCAUUGACAAGGCUACAUUCGAGCAAGUCAUGCAGAAUAAAAAGACGCCCAAAGAAGUCGGUCAAACUGAUAAAGUCAGGAAGUACCUGCAAGGCACAGACUGCAUCGAUGGCAUCACCAUGGCAGAUAAAGAUGAAAAGUUCAGCAUUUAUCAGGCAAUGAAAAAGCACCUUCUGCAAUAUAACACUGGACUGGCUCUUCUUGAGGCUCAAGCUGGGACUGGAGGUAUAACAGAUCCAGUUAAAAACCUGAAGUACUCUGUGGAYGAUGCUGUGAAGGUUGGAGUUGUUGGCCCAGAGCUUCACGAAAGGCUUCUUUCAGCAGAAAAAGCCGCGACUGGAUACAAGGAUCCAUACACAGGCAAUAAAAUAUCUCUUUUCCAAGCCAUGAAGAAGGAGCUUGUGCUGAGGGAGCACGCUAUUCCUAUUUUAGAAGCUCAGUUUGCAACAGGAGGCAUCGUUGAUCCAGUCAGUAGCCAUCGUGUUCCCAACGAUGUGGCCAUUCAGCGUGGCUGUUUCAGUAAAGAAAUGUUAAAGUCUUUCAAUGAACCAACAGGCGAUGUUAAAGGCUUCACCGACCCCAACACCAACAAAAGUGUGACUUAUCGCCAGCUCCUGGAGAAAUGCACUAGAGACCCCACCUCAGGYCUGUGCUACCUGAGUCUAUCGAAGACUGAAGCUCCUGCACCGGCUGAGAAAUCCUACGAGUAUACGGAGGAGCAAGCCAAAACAGACCUAGCUAAUACUCAAAUCGAGAUCCCACACAAGAGCUUUGAAGGAAAGGCUUUGACUAUCUGGGAGGUGAUGAACUCAAACAUGCUUCCAGAAGAAGAGAGGCGCCGCCUCAUGGAACAGUACCGCAUGGGUCAAAUCACAAAGGAGAGAAUGAUAAUCAUCAUUAUUGAAAUCAUCGAACAACGAGAGACUCUCAUUUCUGAGCAGGGCCUGUCGUGUGAUGUGAUUAGACGCAGAAUUACGAUCGAGGAGCUGUACAGUGCUCGAAUCAUUGAUUUGAACACAUACAAUCUCCUGAAGCAAGAAAAGAUGAGCAUUCGUGAGGUGAUGGAAAUGCCGUCAGUGAAGCAGUACCUCUUUGGUACUGGAUGCAUUGCUGGGAUUAUGUCCGACAGUCCUCCCAGGAUCAGCAUUUACCAGGCCAUGAAGAACGGACAGAUUAAGCCUGAAGUYGCUCUGAAACUUCUCGAAGCCCAAGCAGCUACAGGAUUCAUGAUUGACCCAGUGAGAGAUCAGCUUCUAACAGUUGAUGAAGCUGUACGUAAAGGUCUUGUUGGCCCUGAACUCCAUGACAAACUUCUCUCAGCUGAGCGAGCAGUGACCGGUUACAAGGAUCCAUACAGUGGAAAGGUCAUUUCCCUCUUCCAAGCAAUGAAAAAAGACCUGAUUCCUGAAGAUUACGCCUUACGGCUACUGGAGGCCCAGAAUGCCACCGGAGGACUGAUGGAUCCUGAAUACUACUUCCAUCUGCCUGUAGAUGUCGCCAUGCAGAGAGGAUACAUCAAUAAGGAGACACUUGACAGAAUAACUGAACCUACUUUAGACGUGCGAGGUUACAUUGAUCCAACAACUGAUGAAAACCAGUCCUAUGCACAACUACUGAAAAGAUGCAGAGCUGACAAAGAAAGUGGUUUGAAGUUGCUUUCACUGGCAGACAGAAGACUUCUCUUUAAGGGUCUCAGAAAACAAAUCACCAUAGAUGAACUGCUCCGCUCUCAGAUUAUCGACCAAAAGACCUACAACGAGCUCACCGAGGGUGUUGUUACAGUAGAGGAGGUCAGCAGAAACGUCAAGAAGUACCUCGAGGGCACCAGCUGCAUCGCUGGUGUGUACGUAGAAUCCAGCAAAGACCGUCUGUCAAUUUACCAAGCAAUGAAGAAGAACAUGAUCAGACCAGGAACUGCCUUUGAGCUUCUUGAGGCUCAAGCAGCUACAGGGUAUGUGAUCGAUCCCAUCAAGAACCUGAAACUGAACGUCAUCGAAGCUGUUAAAAUGGCUGUUGUUGGCCAAGAGUUUAAGGACAAACUCCUCUCAGCUGAACGAGCUGUCACAGGCUACAAGGACCCUUAUUCUGGCAAGGUCAUCUCUCUUUUCCAGGCUAUGAAGAAAGGACUGAUUCUCAAAGACCACGGUAUCCGUCUGCUGGAGGCUCAAAUUGCCACGGGGGGAAUCAUUGAUCCAGAAGAGAGUCACCGUUUGCCUGUUGAAACGGCGUAUGAACGUGGCCUUUUUGAUGAGGAAAUGAACGAGAUUCUCACUGACCCCUCCGAUGACACAAAAGGUUUCUUUGACCCCAACACWGAGGAAAAUCUGACCUACCUGCAGCUGAUGGAGAGAUGCAUGACGGACCCAGAGACCGGCCUUCGCCUCCUGCUGCUGAAAGAAAAGAAACGAGAGAGGAAGACGUCCUCCAAGUCUUCAGUUCGCAAACGACGGGUCGUCAUCGUGGACCCAGAGUCUGGCAAAGAGAUGUCGGUUUAUGAAGCGUAUCAGAAGGGUCUGAUUGACCACCAGACCUAUCUGGAGCUGGCAGAGCAGGAGUGUGAAUGGGAGGAGAUCACAAUCACAUCAUCUGAUGGAGUCGUGAAGUCCAUGAUCAUUGACAGGAGGUCAGGCCGGCAGUACGAUAUUGAUGAUGCAAUCUCCAGAGGCCUGAUUGAUAAGUCAGCACUGGAUCAGUACMGAUCUGGAACCUUAUCCAUUACGGAGUUUGCUGAUAUGCUGUCUGGAAACAUGAGCGGUAACAGAUCCCGUUCUUCCUCCUUCGGCUCCUCUUCCUCCUACCAGUCGUCCUCCUACCCCAUGAGCCCAGUACCUACUAUCAAAACACCAGCAACAACCUGGAAUGACCCAACAGAGGAAACUGGACCUGUGGCUGGAAUCUUAGACACAGAGACACUGGAGAAGGUUUCAGUCACUGAGGCCAUUCAUAGAAAUCUUGUGGACAAUAUAACGGGUCAAAGAUUGCUGGAAGCCCAGGCCUGCACUGGAGGCAUCAUCGACCCAAACACCGGGGAGAAGUUCUCUGUUGCCGAUGCUCUGAACAAAGGACUUGUGGAUAAAAUCAUGGUAGACCGCAUCAAUUUAGCCCAGAAGGCGUACAAUGGAUUUGAAGAUCCCAGAACUAAAACCAAAAUGUCUGCAGCCCAAGCUCUGAAGAAAGGAUGGCUUUAUUACGAAGCUGGGCAGCGAUUCCUUGAGGUCCAGUAUCUCACCGGUGGCUUGAUUGAACCCGACUCUACCAGCAGAGUCUCUAUAGAUGAGGCCGUGAAGAAGGGCACCUUAGAUGCACGCACGGCCCAGAAGUUACGAGACGUUAGCGCUUAUUCAAAGUACCUCACCUGUCCGAAAACUAAACUCAAGAUCUCCUACAAAGAUGCCAUGGAAAGGAGCAUGACAGAGGAGGGAACCGGUCUGAGACUACUUGAAGCAUCCUCUCAGUCCAGUAAAGGUCUUUACAGUCCCUACAGCAUCAGCGGUUCUGGCUCUGCAACCGGGUCACGCUCCGGAUCAAGGACUGGUUCCAGAUCUGGCUCCAGGAGGGGCAGCUUUGAUGCCACAGGGUCGAGCCUCACUACAACCACCUUCUCGUCUUCCUCCUACAGUUCUUCCUCCUACGGUUCUCCGAGCUACAGCCGGAGGUACUGAAGGUCGACGUGCUUUAAAACGCUCACCAGAUGCCUCAAUCUCUGUGGAAUAAAGACCAUCUGUAUGCUGUUCUGCACGAGGUUGUUACAACACUUUAAACAUUUAAUUUUUUUACAAUUGUAAUCCAUUUGCUGUUUGUGUAUUUUAUCCUUUAAGGCCCGUGUAUGUGGCCUCCUCAGAUUCACGGUCAUUCUGUAAGCAGUUUGUUCCAUGAAUCUAAAACAUCUUCUUCUGCUUGACUCUUCGAUUGUUAAACUUUAGGAAAAGCAUUUAGUCUUCCACUAACACACAUCCGUUUCCCUAAAAUACUGUGUUGGACUGAUAGAGAACCAAAUUGGAUGUACAAACUUAAACUUCUGUACAUGUGUAUAUUUCUGAUUUAUUAGUAUAAGUAGUUCUCUGCAGAGCAGAAUAUGGAGUCAAAUGAAGAGAAAUAAUGAGAAUCUGCUGAAUGAAUGCAAAGCUUCAAGAUCUUUCCUCGGCUGGGACACAUCUGUAAACACAACGAAGCAGCUCCAUCUCCAAAAAAUCCAUCACAAAUCAGGAACAAAGCCCGCUGAGAGGAACUUAGAGAUGAUUGAGAAUAAAACCUGCAUCUGACAGAUCUGGAUUUGGAAGACCACCAUGUUAACCCCUGCUUGUUCCAGACACGUUGACAGGUUUUUGCUCAGACAUCUGCAGUUCGUGGGUUUUAAUCUGACUCGGACCACCACUGGGAUCACUGAAUCACAGUCCUCUCUGCUCCAGGCGUGGGCCGGUAUCAUGUUAGCUUGUUGCAAACAUAGGUAGGAAAUAAAAAUACGCUCUGGCUUUAUCUGGCUUUAGACAUUUAAACCAUUAGAACAUAUAAACAUUAACACGUGACGUUUUAACUCUGUGGUGUGUUGAAAACAGGAACCGGCCCAUGGCUGAGCUGCUUGGUUUGUUUUUAACCCAUGACGCAUGACUUAAACAUUAGCCUUAAAGUUUUAUCAAGAAAACCUUUUUACUGUCAGACGACAAAUGAACACCGUCCAUUGUUCCUUAUAUGUACUGUACUGAUCAUUAACUCUGUUUCUGUUGGUAAAAAUCAUGACUGAACGUUUGUGAGAAGAAUCUUUAAGCUUUGCUCCACCAGUAUUUCUAUUUCCCCAACACGUACGUACUUCUCUGUAAAGCAGCAUAUUACCGUUUUAUUUUCAUAUGAUAUAUUUUUGCUUUGCAUGUUUUUACUAACAAAUGAAAGAUGCAAACAUUGAAAUACUUGUAUUCUUUGACUUUUGGUUUGUUUUUAUGUUUUAAAAGGUUUGAAGGAUGUAUUUUAGCCUCGUCUCAAGUGGUGUAUUUAUAAUAAAAGAAGGCGACAUGGAAUUUUAAUGUAACAUCGUACACGAUGUAAAUAAACAGAAAAAAUGCU